AUGGACGUGUGUCGGCGGCGGUUUCUCACAUUCAAUGUGUGUGGAAUCAAUAAUCUGAAGAAAGUCGAGCCGUGGAAGUCAUUGGGUGAUCUCCGAUCGAUGUUUGAUUUUCUCGAGGCCGAUGUAAUCUGCUUUCAGGAGACUAAACUCCAAAGCAAAGAUCUCAGCAAAGACCAUGCAAUUGUCCUGGGGUUUCAUAGCUACUUUUCGUUUUCUCGCGAAAGAAAAGGGUACUCUGGUGUGGUGAUCUAUGUCCGCGAUAAUAUAUCCGUUGUCCAAGCCGAAGAAGGGUUAACGGGAUGGCUGGGCUGUGGUUUAGGGACUUACAAAGACUUGGUGCCAUCAAUUGGAGGGUACCCUACUGUCACACGCGCGAAAGGAGUUGAAAUUGAUAGUGAAGGGCGCGUGGUUGUAUUGGAUCUCGUUGACCUCGUCAUUAUAGGCGCCUACUGUCCAGCCAAUGCCUCUGGGAACCGUACAGAGUACCGUGACGAGUUUUUUGAGCUGCUAGAUCAAAGAAUACGGAACUUGAUGUCAAUGGGCCGCAAUAUACUGUUGUUUGGAGAUAUUAAUGUCACGCGCGACUUGAUUGACUCGGCAGAACUCAUUGUAAAGUCAAAGGGCCCGCAUGCCACAGAGGUGAUGGAGCCAUGGACCAAUUCUCUUCCUCGGAAAAUCAUAAAUGAGCUGAUUGACUCCGGACUGGUUGAUACUACAAGAGAGCGGUACAAGGAUCAACGAGGAAUCUAUACGCACUGGAAUCAGAUGCUCAAUUCCCGUCCGUCGAACUUUGGAAACCGCCUCGAUUAUAUACUGGUUUCCUCUUCCAUUGAGUGUGUUGAUGCGGAUAUUAUUCCUGAACUACUUGGAUCUGAUCACUGCCCAGUAUAUGCGGAUUUAGUGCUUUCGAACAGAAAAGUCUGGGAGAUCCCGGCCUUGGCGGACAAAACUUUGCGCAGGUUCAAAACCGCCGACCUCAAUGCCCAUUUCAAGAGUUUGAGCGACACUCCACCGGCUCGCACACCAGAAACCGCACCGCUGGUGCAAGAGCCUGCUAAAUCCCCCAAAAAGCGCGUGGCACAGCACACAAUAACUGCACUGUUUGGGCAUCCUCCCCCUAAAGCCAAACGAGACGACAGAAAUGCCAAAGUUGUAGUUAGGGAGGCGUCCAUCGAGAAAGUGCAGCCGGCAAGCCAAGACCAAUGGAAGUCGAUAUUCACACGCAAGGUGCCCAAGUGUCUUCAUAACCAGGACUGCAAGCUGCUGGUCUCCAAGAAACCUGGCCGAAACAAGGGCCGAGCAUUCUGGGUCUGUCAAAGGCCGUACGGAGAACCUGAUAAUCCAGAAGCCCGCUGUAACUUUUUCAAAUGGGCAAAUAAUUAG
Messenger RNA from Wickerhamiella sorbophila, 1383 nucleotides. RefSeq names its product DNA-(apurinic or apyrimidinic site) lyase 2. The record is from RefSeq and is a predicted model, not a curated record. Gene Ontology annotation, biological process: base-excision repair. Bases 1 to 1383 code for a protein of 460 amino acids. The transcript has a single exon. Lineage: Eukaryota; Fungi; Ascomycota; Dipodascomycetes; Dipodascales; Trichomonascaceae. Gene Ontology annotation, molecular function: DNA binding; double-stranded DNA 3'-5' DNA exonuclease activity; zinc ion binding. Gene Ontology annotation, cellular component: nucleus.